AUGUUGCUCUACAGCGUCCUUUUUGCUGUCGUUACUGUUGUGUGUUCGGAACCAAGAGUGUGGUCACCAGUGUUUCCUAACGUUUCAUUCAUUUUUCGCGACAAUUACGAUGAGUUAGGUUGGCGUCUCACGAAACCAGAUUUCUUGCAGCUACGCGGUGGUGAUCAACCAGUUGUGGCUUUCUUCAUGCGUAAAGCAACAGAUGACCACACGUCGCGAAGCGAUCCCUAUCCGUUCUACUCCGUGAAUUGUACAGACUGCCAAGUCAAUGUUGCCUAUUCGUUCGACGGUGGUUGGACGUGGGAGCGAGACAGCACGUUUCUGAAGCUACCACCACUGAACUCUUCAAUGCAGUAUGGCUGGCGUGGAAGGGCUGGAGCGAGGGUAGUUUUGCAAGAACACGGAAGCGUGCCUGUGCUUCAUCUGUUUAUACCAGUGACAACAGAAUCAAGAAGCGGUCUGUAUCAUUUUUCAAGCAAUGAGAGUCUUCCUGAUACAAGAAACGUGGCGAUAAAUCAGAUACAUUCAUUGCCUCAAGAGUUAGAGCCAAAUGGAUUGGGAUCUCCUCCUCAUUCGCCAAUUGUUGUCAAUAAGGACAAGAGACUACUUGUGGCUCUUCAUAAAGUGACUAGAAGGGAAUCCUCAAGUGUUGGAGAAUCCAAUACAUUUGUGUUAUACUCAGACGACUUAGGAUGUUCAUGGGAAAUGGCUGAACCGCAACUUGUUGUUCCAAGUCCACUGGGAGGGGGCGGAGCUUGUGAACCAACUGUCAUAGAACUUAUGAACGGUACGAUUUGGAUGUUAAUUCGAAACCAGAAUCCUGUUUUGUAUCAAUCGUUUUCUUAUAAUCGUGGCACUACGUGGACACCACCAACUGCAUCGCCAUUUAUAUCGAACAACAGCCCAGCCAUCUUCAUCAGAUUGUCGGCUAGGAAACCAGGCAUUCUGCUGGUGUGGAACAAUGGAUUUAAUGUAAACGAAGUGUAUCAUCAUGCUGAGUAUGGAAUAGCUCGACAGGUCAUUCAUGCCGCCGUGUCAUAUGAUGAGGGUAAGACGUGGUCUGGCUUUAGAGAGCUGUACAGGGAUCCCCAUAUGGCUGAGCCAUAUAUAUAUGGUGACCACGGUUCUGCAUAUCCAGAGGGUGAAGAGCUUGUAAAUGGAACAAUAAUCUUGUCAACAGGACAAGGGGCCUUUCGUCAGGUUGUUUUACUGUUUGAUCCCGAAUGGCUGCUGGAGAAAGUUCAGUACACAAAGAUGGAUGAUGUCAUUAAUCUGAACGAUACGUGGGAUUACCAAGGCAACUACUUCACAACAUUGGAUACAACGGGACUCGACGUCAUUAUUGAUCCAACUAAUGCAUCAUGUAGCAGAGACCUAAAAGUUAUCAGAAUGCAAGAAAGCAAGGACUUAGAUCAUCCGCCAUGUCUUGUCUACAACUUCCUCGGUGCCAAGAAAGGUAGUCUUGCUCUCUUCUUUUACCCAACCUCAAACGAAACAUCAGUGCAGGUUAGUCUCAUGGAUUUCUUCACACUGCCGGCAGAUGUUGAAGUGGAGAGCAUGGCAACGUUUGCUUUGACAAUCACAAGUGACCCUGCUGCUAAGAAAGAUGGUCAUACCAUCUAUAUUACAGCAACAGAGUACCAUUACGUUGAGUUUGAUUGGGAUAUGCAUGCAGGAGUGUGCAACGUAUCUGCUGAUGACAACGUUAAGGAAACUCUUUUGAUGCGGCCAGAGAGUGAAGAUUUUACUCAGCAGCCUUCCUAUCUUCGUUUUAGACUUCUAUCUGGAAUGCUCUAUCUUCGCAGUAUCGAAGCCGAGGUGGCAUGAUUGUAACAGGUGGAUUUUUUGUUCUAUGUAGACAACCUCUUGCAUAGCAAGGGUAUUGAUUUUUAGAUGCAAUUAGUAAAUGUUGUUACUCCUAUUCAAUUGAGAUAAAUAGAUCUAGUUGCUGCACACAA
This is a messenger RNA of Corticium candelabrum, 1958 nucleotides long. RefSeq lists its product as uncharacterized. The transcript is spliced from 6 exons. The coding region runs from base 1 to 1827 and encodes 608 amino acids. Lineage: Eukaryota; Metazoa; Porifera; Homoscleromorpha; Homosclerophorida; Plakinidae. The record is from RefSeq and is a predicted model, not a curated record.